GCUAUAAAUACUUGUAGAUCUGAUGAUGGUCAAACUUUGAAAUUCACUUAUAAAAACGUAUUGUUAGUCACAACCUUGUGAGAAAAGGUUCAGAAUAUUUUGAUUGAAAGCAUGGUAACUCCGCAGAGUGUUUCCUUUGGUACCAUGAUGGGUUUGAUUAUUGCAGUUUGUAUUGGAGUCGGUUCAACAUUUUCUUUAAAACCGGACCUCAAUAGAUGCAGGUUUAAUGAUCCUCCGGACCUUACCUCUUGCAUCAUAAGGGAUCCGUGCUGUUUCGUUACUCCGGUGUUUGAGUUCGGUUGUUUCACCGGUUGUCGUGUUGCAUGUCACAAUAGCCUAGACUGUGAGAGGGCGUGUCCGGUUUUGACAGAAUACGAUGUCCAGAACUGUGUCAACACGGACAACCAUUGCUUUGUGGAGAAACUAUGGGAGGAGAUAGGCGGGAGAAAGUGCUUCAAGGGCUGUGUGAAAGCCUGUACUUAAUUAUGCAAACCCCGCUUGCGCCCCAACAAUACGUCAUUUGAAUUUAUUGGACCGUAUAGUACAAAAUCGAUUCGUGGUGUAAUCGCAGAUAAAGACGCCGAAAAAUGUAAAUAUAUAUGAAUAAACAGGCAUGAAUAUUGUUAACUAUGCAACUUUGGACUUGAUUUUUGUACCGGGAAAUCGGAAUUAAGAGAUUUGCCUAGACGGCUUUCGUAGAUUUGAGCAUUUUCCACAUUUUGCAUGUAACUGUAUUGCUAUGAAGGGUUGAUAAAAAAAUUUAAGCAA
Molecule: messenger RNA, 768 nt
Organism: Magallana angulata
Lineage: Eukaryota; Metazoa; Mollusca; Bivalvia; Ostreida; Ostreidae
Exons: 3
Coding region: 112-483 (123 amino acids)
Source: RefSeq, a predicted model, not a curated record